UCGGUCCAAGGUGCGCUCGGGUCACCGGAAGAAGCCCUGCCAGCUGGAGCAGUGAGCAGAAUGAAUACUUCCCUGGAACAGAGCGGCUGCCACAGUAACAGAGAGACCCUUCUCAGGCGCAGUGAUGCACGGAGGGAGCUGGAGCUCGCUAUCGGUGGAGUGCUCCGGGCUGAACAGCAAAUUAAAGAUAACUUACGAGAGGUCAAAGCUCAGAUCCACAGUUGCAUAAGUCGCCAUCUAGAAUGCCUCCGGAGCCGUGAGGUCUGGCUCAAUGAGCAGGUAGAACACUAUCCUGAGCGAGAGGAGACACUACAGCAACAGGCUCAGCAGCUUUACUGGCUAAUGGGCCAGUUCAGUUGUCUUAUUCAUCAGCUAGAGCACACCCAGAACAAAGAUCUGGCCAAUCAAGUCUCUCUGUGCCUAGAGAGACUGGGUAGUUUGACUCUUAAGCCUGAAGAUUCAACUGUCCUGCUCUUUGAAGCAGACACAUCUGCUCUGCCCCAGACCAUCACCACAUUUGGAUCCCUUAAGACAAUUCAAAUUCCUGAGCACCUGAUGGCUCAUGUUAGCUCUUCAAAUACUGGGCCUUUCCUAGAGAAAAGAGGCUAUACCCAGGUGCCAGAGCAGAAGUCAGCAUCCAGUAGCACAGCUGCUUCUCUCAGUGAAUGGCUUCUUGUGAGCAAACCUGCUGUUAUUGGUCAUCAGGCUCCUUAUGUACCUAGUACCAACCCACAGGACUGGCUUAUCCCAAAACAGACCCUGGAGAACAGUCAGACUUCUUCCAGAGCCUGUAGUUUCUUCAACAAUGCCUGGGGCAAUCUAAAGGGCUUAGAGAACUGGCUCCUCAACAGUCAUCAAGACAGUCCUGGAAAACCAAGUUCCUCAAAGUCUAACAGCCAUUGCAGCACCAGCUCUUUCUCUACUGAAGCUGAAAAGGUCCAAGAUAUAGAGCUCCUUGAUCAAGAAGAACUGGACCUGUCGGACUUGUUGGUGACUCCCCAAGAACCCUGUGAACUGGAGAAGCCUGAGAAUGCCAGCUGUGAAGCCAGUGAGAAGUUUAACCUCUUAUUCCAGGUGUUCAAAGAGCCCUACAAUGUGAAUGAUUGGCUUGUCAAGCCUGACUCCUGUACCAACUGUCAGGGUAACCAGCCCAGAGGUGUGGAGAUUGAGAACCUGAGUAAUUUGAAAUGCCUGAAUGACCACUUGGAGGCCAAUCCACUUACGGUCCCCGGCAUAAGCACCGAGGGCUGGCUUGUCCAGAACCAUCAGGACGCAUGUAGAGUAGAGGAAGUAUGCAAAGCCAACGAACCCUGCACAAGCUUUGCAGAAUGUGUAUGUGAUGACAUCUGUGAGAAGGAAGCUGUGUAUAAAUGGCUUCUGAAGAACGAAGGAAAAGAUAAGAAUGGAAUGCCCAUGGAUCCCAAAUCUGAGUCUGAGAAACGCAAAGAGUUCCUCAAUCUGUGGCUCUGCACUUCCAGAAAUGAGCUAAUAGAACAAGCUAAGGCACCCAAGGCAAUGACUCCUGCUAGAAUUGCUGAUCCCUUCUAAGUCAUAAGGAACAGUUGCCUGUCAGAGUGGCUUAUUCGGCCCACAUGCAAAGGAAGAAACCCUAAGGAAGUGCCCAGUACUGGGGAGAGAGCUGGUAAAGAAAUGCUUAAAGGCCCUAUGACCACUUCCUGGCAUCCUUUUAAUACUGCUGACUGGGUCUUACCAGGAAAGAAAGUGGGAAACCUCAGCCAGUUCUCCUCUGGAGAAGAUAAGUGGCUACUUCGAAAGAAGGCCCAGGAAGUAUUUCUGAAUUCACCCCUGCAAGAAGAACAUAACUUCCGUGGCCUCCCUGCAGUGUGUGAUCUUUUUGCCUGUAUGCAGCUUAAAGUUGAUAAAGACAAAUGGCUGUAUAGAACUCCUCUACAGAUGUGAAGCAAUGGACUACUAGAACUGAGCAGCUUUCCUGUAGAUCACCACAUCCUCGAGCUGAGCGACUAUGACCUGCCAAGCCAUUGUUUAUUCCAGGCCUGACUAGUCAGCUUCAUUCCUCUCGUGCUUAGUUUUGGACUAGUAAACAGAAAUCAUCGAAUUAUGAGCUAGUGUGUGAAAGAGGCUUAAUGCUAAGGUAUUGCAGUUCCUUCUUAUGGAAGCACUACCACACUGACUCCCUUACUAGAAACAGCCUUUCAGAACAUUGGCCUUUAGCAGCUUCAACUGCAAACACUAGUUUUAAAAGUGAAAUAUUUCUAUAUCAAGUGUAUUAAUGUGUUCUAAAACUAGUAAACUUUCAUGACUUUUGAUUGCCUUUGAAACAGCCUUUCGGAACAUUGGCCUUUAGCAGCUUCAACGGCAAACACUAGUUUUAAAAGUGAAAUAUUUCUAUAUCAAGUGUGUUAAUGUGUUCUAAAACUAGUAAACUUUCCUGACUUUUGAUUGCCUUUUAGCUGUUUCUCUUGCUAUGAACUUCUAGGGGUUUGAAAUUUUUCUGUUCAGUUGAUAUAUAGAAUAUUUCACAGAAUUAACCUUGCCAAUACAGUAUAUUUCCCUCUACUAAAUGUCUAUUAGUUAUAUUGCAAUUUUUGAUACUAAUCAGAUGUUUAGGCUACAUGUCAUUUCUAACAUUUUUCAUUCAAAAGAAAUUAAGCUACUGCAAUUGCUGCCUUAAUUCCUUUCCAAGUAUCUACUAAGCUCUUUAUUGCUUCAAGACCACUUUUAGGGCAGUCAGAGCCCCUGAAGUUCUACAAACCUUGCUUUAAAGAGCCCCAGGCCAACAAAAACAGAAAGGCAAGAUGUGUUAGGAAUGCAGUACUGACCACCUGUCACCCUGUGUAAAUGGAAGCUGAGCUUGACACCUGGUGCUCUUAACUAGGGAUAAAGUCAAUGUCCUGUCACUUCAAGCACAGCAUCCUGAACCUCCAAAAGUACAGUGCAGUGACAUCUUGAUCAACAGGCUGUGCUCAACACUUGUGCCUUGGAGUGUUUAUUGAAUCUUCAUAGAACUGACGUCCUUGAGUUAUGAUGCUUACAUUUUAGAAAGUUUCUCUGUAGGAGAGUAGCAGGAUUUAUGUUUUACAAUUCUCCAGGAUAACUUUAAGCCUUUGAACUGCCUAUUGGAAGUACUUGUGGGAAAAUUUUACGGUCUCAUACUGACAUUACCAUACAGCUCUGGAUCACAGCUGAAAAGAGCCUCAUAUUUUCUUAUGUCCCCCCAGAUACCACUGAGUAUUAAGUUGGUGGGUAAAAACAAUUUAAAGAGCCUUCCCAACAUCUUAAGUUGCAGGGAACUUUGUAGUUUCUCUUUUGAGGUCUAACACACUGUAUUUUACAUUAUUAAAAUGUAAUUUAAGUUAAUCACUAUGCUAAUGAUACAUAAACCAUUCUUUUGCAUUGAUAAAUUUUAUAUCUCCAUUAAAAUCAUAAUG
Messenger RNA from Chionomys nivalis (European snow vole), 3410 nucleotides. Its product is annotated as nuclear receptor coactivator 4-like. Gene Ontology annotation, molecular function: transcription coactivator activity. Gene Ontology annotation, biological process: response to hormone; intracellular iron ion homeostasis. NCBI's taxonomy places the organism in Eukaryota, Metazoa, Chordata, Mammalia, Rodentia, Cricetidae. The record is from RefSeq and is a predicted model, not a curated record.